Molecule: messenger RNA, 1791 nt
Organism: Tremella mesenterica DSM 1558
Lineage: Eukaryota; Fungi; Basidiomycota; Tremellomycetes; Tremellales; Tremellaceae
Exons: 12
Coding region: 1-1791 (596 amino acids)
Source: RefSeq, a predicted model, not a curated record
AUGUUCCCUCUCUCUACACCUGGUCCUAGUCGGAUCUAUGCGGCAACGAGACAUCUGCACAGAUCGAAACUAUUCAAAUCUGUGGGAAGAGAAGCACGCUUCGAUCGACUUCACCCCAGACAGGUCAGAUCCUCUUCCACACGAACUUUUCCCAGAGUCACCCGAUGGGGUAAACGUAUAGGUAUCGGGCUCAGUAUCGGAGGUGUAGGGUAUCUGUUGGACAAAGAUUUCAAUGCCAGUGCCAUUUCGAGGAGUUUGCGGACUGCGGCGGUAGGAGUUAUAUGUACUGUUGAUUAUAAAAUCAACUUCUCUCCAAGUAAAGCAGAAGCUAUCGAUGCUCUUCAUGAACGUGUAGCCAAACGACUUCGAUGGGUUGUGGAUGUGAAUCAGGGAUUGUAUCUCAAAUUGGGACAGGCAUUGGGGCUUCAAGCCGCUCUUUUGCCCAAGCCGUAUAGAGAAGCCUUUGGACAUGUUUUUGAUCGAGCUCCAUCUGUUCCGUAUUCUGAAGUCGAAGGAGUGUUUCGACGUGAUCUUUCUCUCUCACCGACUGACGUUUUUUCUUCUUUCUCUCAUGAACCCCUCGCCUCCGCCUCCAUUGCUCAAGUACACAAAGCGACUCUCAAACCGUCAGAAGGAGAGACCGAGGGGAGGAUAGUAGCUGUCAAAGUACAGAAACCGGCGAUUGAGAAACAGAUGGAAUGGGAUUUGAUGUCGUAUAGAUCAUUAAUGUGGUUGAUGGAGAAAUUGUUCGAUCUACCCAGUGACGCGAAAUACGUCUCUACCCAGAUGCGCGCAGAGGUAUCAUUCAUUCACGAAGCCUCUAACGCCCGUCGGUGUGCCGAACUCCUGGCUCAAACACCAGAAUUAAGAGAGGAUGUGUAUGUUCCUAGAGUGUAUGGUAAAAGCGAGGGAUGCGUGGAGAGUGAUAGGAUCAUGGUCAUGGAAUGGAUUGAUGGUUGUCGACUGAACGACAAAGCUCAACUCGAAGCAUGGAAAUUGAACCUUCGCGAAGUCAUGGACCUAGCCAUCUCCACCAUGUCCGCCAUGACCUUUUCAUGGGGUUUUGUACAUUGUGAUCCUCAUCCAGGUAACAUACUUGUUCGACCUCAUCCUACCAAACGUGGAAAACCACAGAUUAUUUUGAUCGACCAUGGUUUGUACAUCCCUCUUCCUGAGAAGUUCAGACAAGAUUAUUGUACCCUUUGGCGAUCAUUGUUCGUGCUGGAUGUGCCUAAGAUAGAAGAGAUUGCGAGAGGAUGGGGGAUUGCAUUAGAUGCCAACAUGUUUGCAUCCGCUAUCCUUCUAAGACCAUUUCAAGUGGUCAAAAACAAGUCUGUCAUUUCUGAAAAACCUUUGUCGGCUUAUGAACAACAAGUAGAGUUGAAAAGACGUUUCAAAACGAUGUUGGAAAAUGAAGCUUUGAUUCCUCGUGAAAUCAUCUUUCUCACUCGAUGUCAACGUAUGAUGCAAGCCAAUAACCAAAUACUCGGUUCACCCAGUGCCAGAGUCAACCUUACUGCCAAGUGGGCAGCGAAAAGUUACACCGCUCUUUCCUCCCGGUCUAUCUAUUCCGUCGGGCUAUCAAAGUGGCUCAAAGAUCGUUUGAACAAUGCGCUAUUCACUUUCACCCUUUCAUUAGUGGAUCUGGCAUUUUGGUUCACCAGGGCCAAACAACGAUUCUCACCUUGGAGUAAUGGGGAAGGAUGGGAAGAUCGUCUACAAGCUCAAUUAGGAACUAUGGCAAGGGAAGAAUUCGGGAUAGAAAUUGAUGAUACUGUUUUCAUUGGAUAG